GGCUCAUGCGAGGUCAGCAAGUUAUCCAUGUCAACCAAGGUUUGUGACUGAUGCCACGAUAUGAAGACCAUCCUCAACACCAAAGUGUAGCCCACGAUGACACUCUGUAACAUGCACGUGUGUCGGAUGGGUCAAAUAAAUGGUUGACUAUGUGUCAUACACCCUUGCCGAGAGGCUCAUACACCAUAGGUCUCGAGUGUAGAUGGCUAUUUUCUGGAUAAGAGGUGCCGACGACUCGACACUGAGAGGCCUGGUUAUGGUGGGUGCAUCUCCGCCCAGGCCUUUGGUCAUAGAGAGAAGAUUCGUGUAUAAAUGUUAGAGUCGCCGCUCGAGUUUGGUCUGAAGAUCUCACUUUCAUCACCAUCCUCUGCGGCAGGAUCCUUAGAAGUCCUCAACCCACCGCUUCGAAGCCCUUUUGAACUGGUAGGCUCAAGAGUCAAGACCAUCUUGCCGGAUUUGAGCCAGAGCUAACGCACUUCAGCAGAACAACCCUCAAGAUGCUCCCCAAGCAGAUCCUCGCUUUCAGCGCCUUCCUGGCCGCCAUUGCCUUCGCUAGCCCUGUUCCGGCUCCCGCUGAGGACGGUCUCAUCAUCAUUGAGCAGACCAAGACCGAAAACGGAACCAUCACCAGGUAUGGCGAUGAAUCGACUCCCAUCACGGCCCGCUUCACCCCGUCACCCGAGCUCGACAAACGCUGCGGCUCCAACGCCGUGACCUGCUCCGGUUCCCACCGGGCCUACGCGCCCGUGUGCACCAACUUGAUCAACGGUCUUUCGAGCCAGACCAUCCCGCAGUCUCCUCGCUCGGUCUGCUUGAGCCAGGGCGGCAACCAGUGCUGCAUCAGCUGGGCGAAUGUCGUCCAGGAUGCGCAGUUCUGGUACCUGCAGUCCGCGGCCCGGAAGGCGCUGAAUGGCUCCAGGUAGUGUACAUAUAACACAUCAAUCAUUCACCAGAUUACCUCGUUUGGGAAAGAUCAAUUCGACGGACGUCGCCUUCCUAUUUCAGCUCAUUGUGCGCGGAAUCCACUGUGGUAGAGGUAGUAGUACUUGGACUAGA
Messenger RNA from Neurospora hispaniola, 1056 nucleotides. RefSeq lists its product as uncharacterized. The record is from RefSeq and is a predicted model, not a curated record. NCBI's taxonomy places the organism in Eukaryota, Fungi, Ascomycota, Sordariomycetes, Sordariales, Sordariaceae. Bases 498 to 923 code for a protein of 141 amino acids. The transcript is spliced from 3 exons.